AUGUUUCUUUCUCUACAAUUUAAUCAGCAAAACUCCAUUGAUAAAGUUUUACGGCCUGAGAGAUUCAAUGCAGAUCCAAGCUCAGCUGGAGCAUCAAAAUCGUGGAUUCACUGGUGCCGAACUUUCGAAAACUUCCUCGCCGUUUUAACUGAAGAAGACCUCGAUAAAUUUGGAGUUCUUACAAAUUUUAUCUCGCCUACAGUGUUCGAGUAUGUGGAAGGAUGUACCGACUACAAAUCUGCAAUCGAAGCUCUUCAGAAUAUUUAUGUUAAACCUACCAACGAAAUCUACGCAAGACACCUGCUGGCUACUAGACGUCAACAGGCGGGUGAAAGCCUAGACGAGUAUCUACAGUCUCUGAAAACUCUCAGCAAGGAAUGUAACUUCAAACCAGUCACCGCCACUGAGUAUCGUGACGAAUACAUAAGGGAUGCCUUCAUUUCCGGAAUACAGUCUAACCAGAUCCAUCAAAGGCUGCUAGAAAACAAAACCUUGCAUUUGAAAACCAUGUUUGACCAAGCCAGAGCACUCGACUCCGCUAUGCGCAGCUCUGAAAGUUACUUUGCCCCUCAACCCAUCACUACAGCAGCAGCAGCACCAGAAAUAGUCUCUCAAAAUCAGUCAAAUCAGUCUCAGAAUCAGUCCACACUCGCAGCAACAGAUCCCUUGUGCUUUUUCUGUGGGAAUUCUAGACAUCCUCGUUCUAAGUGCCCAGCUAAAGAUGCAACUUGUAAUAAGUGCCAGAAGAAGGGGCACUUCACCAAAGUUUGUAGAGGGAAAGCCUCUACUAAACCCAACGAAGUUUCAGCUGCUCUCUGGUCACCUACGCUUGCCAUUGUACAUGUAGGAACUCCUUCGGCUCUUAAAAGGUCAACUGCUACUGUUGUUGUCAACAAGGACUGGAGAGUACAAGCACUCUUUGAUAGUGGUAGCAGUGAGAGCUUCAUUCAUCCAAGCCUAGUUGAGGUAGCUGCUAUCUCUGUUAACCCUGCGGUCAGCCAGGUCUCCAUGGCAACAUCCUCAUUAAGCACAAAGACCCAAGGCUCUUGUUCUGUAACCAUUAACUACCAGGGACAAACUUAUAAAGAUGUUCAUCUUUCAGUUAUGCCAGAACUAUGCUCCGAUCUGAUUUUAGGACUCGAUUUCCAGUCUCAACAUGAUAGUGUCACUUUCAAGUAUGGUGGGACAAAACCACCGCUGUCUGUAUGUACUCUCACUACUCUGAACAUUGAGCCACCAUCAGCAUUUGCAAACCUCACGGCUGACUGCCAUCCAAUCGCUACAAAGUCUCGACAAUACUGCAAAGAUGACCUGACCUUCAUUGAAAAUGAAGUAGAUCGGCUGCUCAAGGAAGGCAUUAUUGAGCCAAGCCAGUCCCCUUGGCGGGCUCAAGUAGCGAUUGAUUACUCACAAACGAUCAAUCGAUUCACCCAGCUUGAUGCAUUUCCUCUGCCACGGAUCAGCAAUAUAGUUAACGAAAUAGCUCAGUUCAAGAUCUUCAGUACCCUCAACCUCCUAAGUGCUUAUCAUCAAAUAAGCGAAAGGAGGACUUUAUAUAUCGACAACAUAACCAUCCGUGGAAGAGACCAAGAUGACCAUGAUACCAACUUAAGAGCAUUCCAAGAAGCUGCGGAAAAGGCCAACCUGAAGUUCAACGACAGCAAAAGCGUUUUCUCUACUCAAAGAUUGCCAUUACUGGGGUACGUCAUUGAAAAUGGUUGUAUUAGUCCAGACCCCGAAAGGUUAAGGCCACUACUGGAGCUCCCUCUACCACAAAACUCAAAGUCUCUUAACAGAUGUCUGGGACUCUUCUCCUACUAUUCUCAAUGGGUUCCUAACUUCUCUGACAGGAUUAAAUCCAUUACAAGCUGCAAAUCAUUCCCUUUAUCCUCUGAGGCAGAACGGGCAUUUGAAGGGAUAAAGAGUACCAUUGCCAAAGCUGCUGUCUGGGCAAUAGAUGAAAGUGUUCCAUUUGAUGUAGAGACCGACGCUUCGGAUGUGGCCAUAGCUGCUACCCGCAACUAA
Messenger RNA from Exaiptasia diaphana, 2025 nucleotides. RefSeq lists its product as uncharacterized. The coding region runs from base 1 to 2025 and encodes 674 amino acids. The transcript has a single exon. Lineage: Eukaryota; Metazoa; Cnidaria; Anthozoa; Actiniaria; Aiptasiidae. The record is from RefSeq and is a predicted model, not a curated record. Gene Ontology annotation, molecular function: nucleic acid binding; zinc ion binding.